Messenger RNA from Spinacia oleracea (spinach), 2283 nucleotides. RefSeq lists its product as uncharacterized. Gene Ontology annotation, molecular function: nucleic acid binding. The record is from RefSeq and is a predicted model, not a curated record. Gene Ontology annotation, biological process: DNA integration. The transcript has 5 exons. The coding region runs from base 1 to 2283 and encodes 760 amino acids. Lineage: Eukaryota; Viridiplantae; Streptophyta; Magnoliopsida; Caryophyllales; Amaranthaceae.
AUGUCUAAACUGGCCAGUUCAGCCUCUUGUGAUACCCCACGUCAGGUGUUCUGGGAAGUCAAAGAGAGACGAAGCAUUGAGCAAGAAUGCAACACUCAAAUUCCUGAAGUGGAUGUCCUGGAUCGAACCUCUACUUGGAUGGAUGAUAUCACAGCUUAUAAAAUUGAUGGUACGCUUCCGGACGACUCGCGCCUAGCAGCUAGAAUACAAAAGAAAACUUCUUGGUUUGAAUGGUGGAAUGGUGGAACGGAGCCUUAUAUAAGAAGUCGUUCUCCCGACCUCUCUUGCGAUGCGUCACGCCUGAGAAAGGGAAAGAGGUUCGGGAUACCGCGAUCUAUCGUCUUUGAUAAUGGACCUCAGUUCGAGAUGCCCAAGCUAAAAGAGUGGCAAGCGGACCAUGGGAUACACAGUUGCUUCGCCUCUGUGGGACGUCCACAAGCCAACGGCCAGGCUGAUUCUGUUUCUGAUACUGCUGCCUCCCCCUUUACAACAUUGUCUAAGUUCAUUCUUUGGGUGCAAAUGUCAGUUAUGGACCGAAAAUGGAUGCAUGCUAAGCGAUGUAGUGAUGAUUAUAAGCUAGGAGUAGAGGAUUUUAUUUCAUUUGCAAUUGAACAUGUGGAGGAUGAGAAUAAUAUUUUGUGUCCAUGUGUUGAAUGCAAUAAUAUGGUUCGACUUGGUGUUGAUGCUAUAAGAGAUCAUCUUAUUACUAAGGGUAUUAAUCAACUGUAUAAGUGCUGGUUAAGCCACGGUGAGAUUUUAGGGGAUGCUUCUUCUAACGUAGAUACUGGUAUGGGAUUCGAUACUUGGAUGGAAGACGAGACACAUGAAGAAUUUAUGUAUGAUGAUGACGGGGUAGAAGAAAUGAUUAAUGCCUUACAAGAAAGCAUUCAAGAUUGUCCAGAGAUGUUGGAGAACUUGUCUAGUGAUGCAAAGAAACCAUUGUAUAAUGGAUGUUCUAAAUUUAGUAGAUUAUCGGGUGUGCUAAAACUACUUAACAUUAAGGCGAGUAAUGGCGUGACCAAUAAAUGCUUUUUUCAGUUCAUGGAAGCAUUCCAUGAGAUUCUUCCCGACGGAAACUUGCUUCCUUCUCGCACUUAUGAUGCUAAAAAGAUGCUAACCUCAAUUGGCUUGGGUUACGAGAGAAUUCAUGCUUGUCCAAAUGAUUGCAUCUUGUAUCGAAAAGAGUAUGCCUCAUUAGAGAGUUUCCCCGAGUGUCAUGUUUCGAGAUAUAAGCAAAAUAAGGUGCCUGCCAAAGUCAUGUGGUACUUUCCAAUAAUACCAAGAUUCAGACGUCUUUUCAGUGUUCCAGAAGAGGCAAAGAAUUUGACAUGGCAUGUGGAUUCGGAUGGAAGAGAGAAAGAUGGUAUGUUGAGACACCCUGCCGAUUCUCCACAAUGGGUCAAGAUUGACAAAGACUUCCCUGAUUUCGGAGCUGAACCUAGGAAUUUGCGACUUGCCCUUGCAACUGAUGGUAUGAACCCUCAUGAUAAUCAACGUAGCACUCAUAGCACAUGGCCGGUAAUUUUAAUGAUAUAUAAUCUUCCUCCGACCUUGUGUAUGAAGCGGAUGUAUAUGAUGCUAUCUACAUUGAUUUCUGGCCCAAAGCAACCAGGCCAUGAUAUUGAUGUGUAUUUAGCACCAUUAGUUGAAGAUUUAAAGUUGUUGUGGGAGUCUGGUGUUGAGGUGUUUGAUGCUCACCAUAAAGAAUAUUUCAAUUUAAAAGCCAUGCUUUUUGGCACUAUUAAUGACUUUCCAGCAUAUGGUAAUCUCUCGGGAUAUAGUGUCAAAGGUUAUAACGGAUGCCCUAUAUGUGAUGAGAACACAUCCUCGAUUAGAAUACCUAGCUCUAACAAGAUUGUGUACAUGAUAUUUAAGAAAGUGCAAGGGUUGAAUGUGAAACAUGGAAAACUAAAUGACAACCAACUCCCUAGUAAGGGAUAUAAGAAAAAGUCAAUUUUAUUUGGUCUUCCAUACUGGAAGAACUUGUAUGUUAGACACUUUCUUGAUGUGAUGCAUAUUGAGAAGAACAUUUGUGAAAGUCUCGUUGGCACACUCCUUAAUAUGCCUGGCAAGAGCAAAGACGGGGAAAAUGCGAGAUAUGAUUUAGAGCACUUGAAAAUUAGAAAAGAAUUGCAUCCUGUAAAGAAGAAAGGAACUCGUACUUAUCUCCCUCCGGCAUGCUACACUCUUAGUAGGAAAGAAAAAAAGGUACUUUGCGAGUCUUUACAUGGAAUUAAGGUUCCCGAGAGAUAUUCUUCUAACAUUAAAAUCUUGUCUCGAUGA